Messenger RNA from Triticum aestivum (bread wheat), 3390 nucleotides. Its product is annotated as protein BREAST CANCER SUSCEPTIBILITY 2 homolog A. Bases 157 to 2799 code for a protein of 880 amino acids. Gene Ontology annotation, biological process: double-strand break repair via homologous recombination; regulation of DNA-templated transcription. The transcript is spliced from 16 exons. The record is from RefSeq and is a predicted model, not a curated record. Lineage: Eukaryota; Viridiplantae; Streptophyta; Magnoliopsida; Poales; Poaceae.
GCGCGCCGCCUGGCCAUUCCCCGUCACCCUUUUCCGUCGCCACGUCUCCGUUUCGAAAAGUGUUUCGUCCCCAAUCUCCUCCCCCUCUCUCGGACCCGUCGCGGCGCCGGCGAGCGAGAGAUCCCCGCCGAGAUUCCAGGCGCGACCCCCGCCGCGAUGGCGAGAAGGUGGCAGGUCUGGGGCCGGCCCGACGGCAGCCAACUCUGGAUCCCCGCCCCCGACCCCGACGCGCCGCCGCCGCCGCCCGCCGCGGCCCCGCCUCUUCCUCCGCCGGGGCGCGCCGCGGGGACAGCCGCCGCUUCAUUUGAGGACGCGCAGGUCAAAGGCCGGGGCGCUGCUGACGGAUGCCGCGUCGAGUCCAUGGCCGACCUCCUCGUCCAAGCGCGGAACAAGCUGCUCGAAGGUGAUGGGAUGGCCGGAGCAACCGGGGAUGCAGGAAAAGGCAAGCUGUUCUGCACUGGAUCGGGGAGACCAGUGUCCCUCAGCGAGAGGGCUAUAAGGAAGGCCAGGGCGUUGGUCGGGGAGGAUGUGGAGAAGGCUGGUAUUAAGAGAAAGCAAUCAUUUGGCGAUGUACCUGAUGUAGAGGGCGGAUUGAGAGAAAUGGGCGCCCCAUUUAGAGGUGGAACCAUGCCCCCAUUGUUCCAAACUGGGUCAGGAAAAGCGGUCUUGCCGGGCAGGAACUCAAUCCAAAAGGCAAGAGCUAUUUUAGAAGAUGUUGAUAGUGCUGCUGGUGCCGCACAACCAAUGUUCCGUACUGGAAUGGGUAGGGCGGUUCCUGUGAACCGGACCCUUAUUGACAAGGCAAGAGCUGUUUUGGAGGGACAAACAGCUGUAGAACAAGGUCAUUAUGAUGAGAGUGUGGACGGCAUGGAACAGUUUCCAUUGUUCCAAACUGGUUCAGGAAGAGUUGUAUCAGUCAGUUCAGCAUCUGUUCAGAAAGCUAAGUCUGUGUUGAAGGAUAAUAAUACAAGCAAGGAAAAUACAGAGAGUUUUGGUAGGCCUGACCAUACAGAGAGUUUUGGUAGGCCUGACCAAACUGGUUCAAGAAGACCAGUCAUGAUCAGCGAAAGAUCCAUUGAGCGAUCUAUAGAUGCGGUGAAUGAGGGAGAUGCGGAAAAGAGUGGACAUUGGGAUACUGGUUGCCAGUUCCCAAUGUUCCAAACAGGAUUAGGGAAGCCUGUUGCUGUGAGCUGGAACUCAGUUCAGAAGGCAAGGGCAGUAUUGGAGGAAGAAAAAAUUAAAACAACUGGACAUGGAGAUAGCAGUUUUUGCGCCACAACUCUUCAAAGUGAAACGCCAAGGUCUGUUUUGAUGAGUAGCAGUUUGAUCAUGACUGAUAGAAGUGUUACACCGAAUGGAGAUAGUGCAGUGCAAGAGAAAAAUCACGAGGAUGGCAACCACUUGCCGUUGUUUCAAACUGGGUCAGGGAGGUCAAUUGCUAUAAGUAAGAGCUCAUUUAAGAGGGCAACUGCAGUUCUGGAGCCAAGGAAUAUUACAAAGGAAUUGGAAGAUGAAGCUCAUUUAGAUGGUGGCCAUGAUACUCCCAUGUUCAAAACUGGAUUAGGAAGGUCUAACUUAGCAAGUGAUGGCUGUAGAACUGAAUUGUGUAUCUUAGAAGCUGAAGAAGCAGUCAAAAGUGUAAACAAUUACAACAGAGAAGCCUUUGUUGAAGUGCCAGCGUUCCAAGCUGGGAUACAAACGUUUGUACCCCAAAACAGAAGUUCAAGUCGUAAGGCCAGUAUGCUUUUGGAGCAACGAAACUUCACGGAGAAAGGAUACAAAGACUCUGGAAGUCAACUGCCAAUGUUUCGAACCGGAUCUGGAAAGUCAGUCUUGAUUAGUGAAAGCUCAGUGCAGAAAGCAAAGGCUGUUCUGGAGGAAGAGGUCAAAAUAAACAGAGAUAAUCAUAAUCUCCUUAACAUGGACAAAAAUAUUCCUGUCUUUGCUUCACCUCUCAAGACAAGCUGUGCAAGAACAGUUAAUAUAUCUUCAGCUGGUGUAUCUCGAGCUGCUACUUUGUUGGGCUUGGAGGAGAAUACCCUUUCAACACAAUUUUUUGGACAUGUGGGCGAUAAGCUUGGCACGAAAAUAAAAUUUGAACGGAAAAAUCCAGAACAGAGGCUUGCAUCUGGUCCAACAGAAAACCAAGUGCGUAAGGAACCACACCGGCCAUUUGAACUUUCUAAUAACACAGUUUCUGAUUCUGGUGAACAUUCUAUCAGAUUCAGUACCGCGGGAGGCAGAUCAAUGGCUAUUUCUAGUGAUGCACUUCAACGUGCGAGAAGCCUUCUGGGUGAAUCAGAUCACGUGGUUUCAACAAAUAAUUUAGUAGGCUGCUCUUUGGCAUCUGCAUGUAAUGUUGAGAUGCCAAAUUCAACCGUCGCCCCAAAAGGUGGACCUGAUUUAUCAAAAAUAAGUAGGGUCAAUGGAAAAACCGAACUUACAACAUUUUCCCACCAGGCAAUGUCUGAUAGGAAGCACACUGGAUCCUUUGAAAAUGCUGUACCUGUUAUCCCGGCGACUAACAAACAACCCAAUAUGUUUCAUGUUGGGAGUCGUUCAAUCAGUGAAAUUCCAAAGAUCCCGAAGCCCUCUUCCAUGUGUUUAUCUGAAACUGACAAUGCAAAUGACACUAAAGAUAAGACCCAGCGACUCCAUAUGCCAGCUGGAGCGUUGGUUGACAUUAGUAACUUCAUGGGCACACAUUCUGGAAAUAUUGACCAUGCUGUUAAUGAGAAGAGAAGAAUUGAGGGAAGAAACACUGCAUCUUCCUUUAAACGCCCCCGCUCUUCCAGAUAAAUCCUUUGAUUUGCAUCCCUGUUAGCAGGCUGUAAACUCCUUGAUGCCAUGCUUUUGCUAUGCCCUUGCUGUCAAUGUGAGUUUGACACUGCAUGUGUUUUGCAUGCUGGCGACGUUUAUUUAUGCAGCAGCAAGGCAGUGGAUCUUUUUUUUCAGACGGAUCUAAAAGGAAGAUGAUUGUCUUCUAGCAGUAAGCUUUUCUUGCCCAACUGCCGGCGAUGACUGCUUUUUAACCGUUACGCCCUUUCUGGAAAUAGAGAAGGUUAUCUCUCUUAAGGAAGCUUACCAUGGAAUAAUGGGUGCUGCUGUUUCUGGAAGCAAUGUAAGAAAAUGUUGGAAGUUCUGCAGAGUUUACUGUCCUCACUGGAUGCUCACUGGUAGUUGUUGAAAUAUGUAUUGUAUAGGGUGUUAUAGCAUGAGCGUGAGUUCGUAUCCUGAUCCGGUUAAGUUAGGCUUGAUCUCCUCUGUACAGGCUGUAGUAAACGUCGAGAUCAAAGCCCAUAACGACUGGUUCGUAACUUCUGUAAUCUCCUGGCCUUGAACCUUUUUAUAACGUGCAUGCAUCCUUGCUGAUAGCAUACACUUCCACCU